GUCCGUCUACUGCAAGACUUCCGGCUUCUUAAAACCAAUUCCAGGAACGUUAAUAACGUGGCUAGAUUAAAUUGCUGCAUACUACUUCCAACACUAGAUUACAUAAUGAAGUAAGCGUAGAAGUGUUUCGUAUUAUCGGGGUAGUAUCAGUCUUCCAACGAAAAGUGAACCAGCUGGCUACUGUUACGGACGGAAGUCUACGUGGAACUCGGGAACUUGUCCUACGGUUCGGCUAGCAACAAGGGCAAAUUUCUUUCCGAGUGUCUAGAAGUGGACUACCCACAUACCCGAAAAUAUGCAAGAGACAGAGCUAGCCAUCUGUUGAGAAACCGAGAAUGUGUGAGCUAAUUGUCAAAAACAACGAUUUGUUUUAUAGCUAACCAGCUAGCUUACUUACCAAUGUUUUACAAUGAACUAACUCACUAUUAGAUUUAGCUGUGAUUUUUUUUCCCCAGCUAACUAACGUGUUACUGUAGCUAGCUUAACUUGCGAAUACUACAUUGACAGUUGUACCAAAACAUGUGAAAGGUGUUGUAAACCUGACAAACGACUGAAAUGAGCAGCAAAAGUGUUAUCAGUUGUCGAGCUAUCGGUAUUUUAAGCAUAAUGUAAAUAACGGUAACUUAGCUAACGUAAGACAACUAAGUUAAGUCGCUCGCUGUCUUGAUAGAAUCAAAAAUUUAGUUUUCCAGGUAGAGCUAACUUGCGCGUUUGGUUGUCACACGUUGGAGCGGCGUUAAUUUUCGGGAGGCUAUUGCUGUGUGGCGCAUUCAUGGCUUUUCAAUGAUGGAUGUAGUUGCUGUAUCAUUUACAAACUAGCUGUAACUAAGUUAGUUAGCUAAUUACAAACAGGUUCUUGUAGGUAGCUAUUUAAUUUUCUUGACACCUAGCUAGCUAAUAUAUUGGAGGUCGGUCAUUUAUAAUCGUCUUCAUUCAGUUUAUUGUACCAUUCAUCCGCUAUUUGCCGCAAAGUAGUAGUACACGUCUGAUUUAAAGGAAGAAAUGUCGCCCGUCCCAACCCUCCCGCUACUGAUCAACUUUUGCAUGUCUGCUCUGGGAUGUGCGGCCACGCUGAAACUCAUUCCAGCCUUCAAAGAACAUUUCAUUUCAGCAAGGCUGUAUGGCAUGGAUCUGAAUAAAACCACGAAGAAAGAGAUCCCAGAGUCUCAGGGUGUGAUCUGUGGCACUGUUUUCCUCAUCAUCCUCUUCUGCUUCAUCCCUGUGCCCUUCCUUAGCUGCUUUGUAGGAGAGCAGUGCAAGGGCUUCCCACAUGAUGAGUUUGUGCAGCUCAUCGGUGCCCUGCUGGCCAUAUGCUGCAUGAUUUUCCUGGGCUUUGCGGAUGAUGUGCUGAACUUGCGCUGGCGUCACAAGCUUCUCCUUCCCACUGUGGCUUCGUUGCCCCUGCUGAUGGUCUACUUCACCAACUUUGGCAACACUGUCAUUGUGGUACCCAAGCCUUUCCGUGCCUUGCUCGGAAUGCACCUUGACUUAGGAAUUCUCUACUAUGUUUACAUGGGUAUGCUGGCAGUGUUUUGCACCAAUGCCAUCAAUAUCUUGGCGGGCAUCAAUGGUAUUGAGUCCGGACAAGCCUUUUUCAUUUCUGGCUCCAUCAUCAUCUUCAACCUGCUGGAGCUGAAUGGAGACUUCAGAGACGAUCAUGUUUUUUCCCUGUACUUCAUGAUCCCUUUCUUCUUCACCACAUUGGCCCUUUUCUAUCACAACUGGUACCCUUCUGCGGUGUUUGUGGGCGAUACGUUCUGCUAUUUUGCGGGGAUGACGUUUGCUGUGGUAGGGAUUCUGGGCCACUUCAGCAAGACCAUGCUGCUCUUCUUCAUCCCUCAGGUUCUCAACUUCCUGUACUCGCUCCCACAGCUUUUUCAUGUGGUACCCUGCCCACGACACAGGUUGCCCAGACUGAAUGCUGAUACAGGAAGAUUGGAAAUGAGCUACUCAAAGUUCAAAAGCAAGGACCUCUCCAAAUUGGGAUGCCUCAUUUUAAAGGUGGCAGAGAUGUUGUGGCUAGUGCAGGUGCGAAGAGGCCAGGAAGGAGAUGAUGAAUUUAUGGAGUGCAACAACAUGACACUCAUCAAUUUUGUGAUAAAGAUUCUGGGACCCACACAUGAGCGAAACCUCACUGCUAUCAUGCUGCUAAUACAGAUUUUGGGGAGCGCUGUGGCAUUUGGUAUCCGCUAUCAUCUGGUACGCCUAUUCUAUGAUGUCUAGAUAUCACCAGAGGAAACGAUGCCGAAGAGACUGCAGGAACACCCAUUCUGGAAUUUUUUAAAAUUCUACUGAUGAACUGUGAAAUUUUGAAUCUUUAAUGUUACUUUAUCUUGUGUAUCCCACACAAACCUUAAAGAAUACUCUUGACAUUACUUUUUUCAUCAUUAUCAGAUGAGUAAAUUAGCCCCCCUUUUUUAUAAGGGGCACUGACAAUUAUGCAUGGAAAGCUCUAGCUGGUUAUAAUUAAAAUGAGGACAUUGUAUAACAUAAUAUCUGGAUAUAAUUAACAGCAGUGGCUGACAGAUGCUAAAGGCAACAGUGCUAGUAUGGCAGUGGCAUUGGCCGUGGUAUACAGCGUGUCAGUGAGAGCAUCUGUUCUGGCAGGUUGUAGUUGGACUGCUGGGGUGGUGAGAAAUGAAAAUUUCUGCAGCAUUUUUUAUGUAGUGUUGACCCACAGAGACAGUUAAAGGGGUAGAAAGAGGUACUUACUCCAAUAGAGGCAUCAGUAUAUUCAUAACAUUGUCUGGUGUUUAGAAGGUCUGGUUUUUGAGGAUGUGUUAGAAGGAAAUAAAACAUUGUCAUGAAACUAUAUGUGCAAGUUAAUUUAGAUGUUCAAGUCCCUGAAAAUUUUUCAACAUCUUUUUUUAAAACGUGGGGCAGGAGUAUUUUGUGACAACAGCAACAUACAAAUGUAAAAACCAAAGAAUAUGUUACACACAAAUUGCAUACAGCAUAUUCAAAAUGAAAUGAUAAUCAGGACAUGUAUUUCUUUAGCUUAUAGUAGCAGGCCAGCUUGCUAAAUCACAUUUGCUAAAGCAGUGAAUAAAGAUCAAAAAAACUUUCUAUAAAUGGUAUACAAAUGAUCUUUAAAAUUCAGUAUUUAAAUUUAUAUGAAAAAUGUGCAGAAUAUUUAUUGACAAAAGUUGGAAUGGCAGGUAUGCCAUCUACAAAGUUACGGGUUGAUAUGGAAAAACCCCAUAACCAUACAGCACUGAGAGUCGGGCUUUCAUUGUUGUACCCCACAGAAAUAACCACACUGACCUGAGGUAUGACUCAUUACAACCCUUUACCUCUGUGCAAUCUAAUUUCAUUUGAACAUAUAGAAUACAUUAUACAACUUUAUAUGGCCAAUAAAUGGCAAAACUUGAAUUAUUUUGCACUUGUUCCUUGUCUUUGUCUUCUUCUCUGUAUUAAUUUUCCUGCCACACAGAAAAUAAAUAAAAUU
This is a messenger RNA of Megalops cyprinoides (Indo-Pacific tarpon), 3448 nucleotides long. RefSeq names its product dolichyl-phosphate (UDP-N-acetylglucosamine) N-acetylglucosaminephosphotransferase 1 (GlcNAc-1-P transferase) (gene dpagt1). The record is from RefSeq and is a predicted model, not a curated record. The coding region runs from base 1003 to 2223 and encodes 406 amino acids. Gene Ontology annotation, cellular component: membrane. Gene Ontology annotation, biological process: protein N-linked glycosylation; dolichol-linked oligosaccharide biosynthetic process. The transcript has 9 exons. Gene Ontology annotation, molecular function: UDP-N-acetylglucosamine-dolichyl-phosphate N-acetylglucosaminephosphotransferase activity. NCBI's taxonomy places the organism in Eukaryota, Metazoa, Chordata, Actinopteri, Elopiformes, Megalopidae.